Molecule: messenger RNA, 726 nt
Organism: Acanthamoeba castellanii str. Neff
Lineage: Eukaryota; Discosea; Longamoebia; Acanthamoebidae
Product: EGFlike domain containing protein
Exons: 4
Coding region: 1-726 (241 amino acids)
Source: RefSeq, a predicted model, not a curated record
AUGUCAGGCAACAACACCACCUUCGCGCUUGCCCUUCUCGUACUCCUGGCGGCCAUCGGCUGCUACGCACUCCCGGCCACUGCUAACGACACCGCCGACACUGGUGAGGUCUCGGCCUGGUCGGCCUUCCUGGAGCCGGUGGCCGACUUGUGGUCGGCGGGUUUGGGCUACAACUUGCGCGGCCGCGAGCAGCAGGUCGGACUCUACGACGAUGAAGACGAGGACGGUGCGCGCGUGUACUCGACGAGGCAGCGCGGCGGCGAGAACGGCGGCGGUGUGUGCGACCCCGACGCGACCACUGUGUGUAGCGGCCACGGCUGGUGCACGGACGAAGUUUGCGUCUGCAAGAAGGGCUGGACCGGCUACCAGUGCCAACACGAGCGCAAAUCUAAGACGACGGCGUUCCUGCUUGAGUUCUUCAUCGGUGCGACUACGGGCGCCUCGUCCUUCUACCUGGGCUACAUCGGCCAGGGCGUGGGCAAGCUCGUCAUGACAUGGAGCUCCUGCGUCCUCUUCUGCAUCUCCGGUUGCAUCAUGAAGACUUGCAUGUACAGGGGAGCGGGAAGGGGUAACAAGAUUGCUUCUGUUGUGGGGGGAGUGCUGCUCAUUCUUCCUCCCCUGGGUCUCAUCGCUGUCAACAUCUGGAGCCUGGUGGAUUGGAUCAUGAUCCUGACCGAUGACCUAAAUGACUAUGAUGGGUACUAUCUCGAGGGCUUUGACUCUUAG